GCCAUACUGGUUUUAUUUGGGGGCAGAAGUGAGCCCACUGUUUAGUAUUAGUACCUACCCGGGUAGGCUCGUCGCGAUUUUUAGGGUUCUCUGUUAGGGAUAGGUUAUAGUACCCGGUACUUUUUUGAACAUAUUCCACCGUGUUCCAAGCGAUCUGAAAAAGUGAUGUCAACAGACUGCAUGAUACCGAUUGACUAGUCAAUGGCGUCACUUGAGGAGUCAUGAGAGUGUCUCCUUCAUGAGCCACUAUUUUAAAAACCUGGCGACGAGGAAAUUGGCAACAUAGAAACAAUACUGUGGUCCUCGAGUCCAUGAGGGAGUCUAUGAGAACUAACUCACUGCUGCCGCUGCUGGAAAAUAAAGGAACUGCAGCUUCUGGUGCUUAAGGUUACUGAAAAGUCAAGUGGAAAAGCACAAACAUGGAGUGAAAAUAUGAUUUUUGUUUAUCAGGGAGAACCUGCUGUUAUAUUUACCAACAGCUUCCAACACUGUAAGUUGACUUGAGCUUUUCACGUGAGGUGUACGCCACUAUGAUAUGGCAAGGAGAGGGGCUCCUGGCUCCUCCUCUUCCUUGUGUCUUUAUGGGGAAUGUCAGGCUUGUGCCCCCUGUUGAAACAGCGUUCUGUAUCUAGGACUGGUGUCGCUCUGGCCUCUUCCACCUCCUGUUUAUUGACACAGAUAUGCUUUAAAAGUUAUAAAAACCAACAUCACACACAACAAAGACUGUUGUGUGUGAUGAAUCACUACACCUGUGUCUGUAUGACACCUGUGAGGCGGGUGAGUGCUGCUCCGUCCUUCACAGAUAGAGAUGCAACACAAAGUAAUAAAACAAAAGUGAUCAUAUGUGAUGAUGACGCGUUAAAAGCAAGUGAAUUAGAAAGUUACAGCAGAGAUAUAAUAACAUGUAAUAGUUGAGUAAUUUUAUAAAUGUCUUUAUUUACUUGUGGUUUGCAGAUAUGAACUGAAGCGGUCUGACAGAAGAAUCUACUAGUAUGCUUUUCAAUUUGAAGUUUACGGAUGAUACAGGAUGAAACGCCUCCGGUCCUCCAGCAGCAGUGACACUUCUGACAAUGAGAGUCCAUCGACCUCGUUCUGCUCCUCCAACAAAUAUGGGAGCAAACCUGGAACACCUGCAUCCAACCCGAAGAAGCCAGCUGAGGUGUUCAGGAAAGACCUGAUCAGUGCAAUGAAGCUGCCUGACUCCCACCACAUCUCCCCAGAGGACUGCUACCUGCUGGCAGACACCUGGAAGCAGGAGUGGGAGAAAGGAGUGCAGGUACCAGCGAGCCCAGACACCAUCCCAGAGCCGUCCGUCAGAGUAAUCGCGGAGAAGCAGAAGGAAACGCUGUACACCCACCAGAAGAAGUACAUCCAGUGCUGGAGCCAGGAGUCCAAGGAGCCGGGUUUCGUGAGCAUCAAAGAGCUGGCGGAGGCCAUGUGCCGCUACGACCUGGAUGACAUGGACCUCUACUGGCUGCAUGUGCUCAACCACGAGCUUGAACGCAUGGGUGAAGAGCCGGUGGACGAGCUAAUGAUGGAGCGAGCGAUGGAGGCGCUGGAGAGGCAGUGCCACGACAACAUGAAGCACGCCAUCGAGACAGUGGAGGGUCUGGGGAUUGAAUAUGAUGAAGACGUCAUCUGUGAUGUGUGCCGCUCUCCGGACAGCGAGGAGGGCAACGACAUGGUGUUCUGUGACAAGUGCAACAUCUGUGUGCACCAGGCGUGCUACGGCAUUGUUAAGGUGCCCAUUGGUAACUGGCUGUGCCGGACAUGCGUCCUCGGUAUUGACCCGCAGUGCCUCCUGUGUCCCCAGAAAGGCGGGGCCAUGAAGGCGACACGAGCCGGCACAAGGUGGGCUCAUGUGAGCUGCGCUCUGUGGAUCCCUGAGGUGAGCAUCGCCUGUCCAGAGAGGAUGGAGCCCAUCACCAAAGUCUCCCACAUCCCCCCCAGUCGCUGGUCUCUGAUCUGCAGUCUGUGCAAGCUGAAGACAGGUGCGUGCAUCCAGUGUUCAGUAAAGAACUGCACCACACCCUUCCACGUGACCUGUGCGUUCCAGCACAGCCUGGAGAUGAAGACGAUCCUGGAUGAAGGGGAUGAAGUCAAGUUCAAGUCGUACUGCCUAAAACACAGCCAGCCCAAAGCCGGAGAGGCCGGCCUGAGCCCGGCUCGAUCCAAAGCCCCUGGAGAGGCGGGGAAGGGGGGCCAGCGAGCUCAGCGGCUGCAGGAGCUGGAGGAGGAGUUCUACACCCUGAUCGAGCCCGAGCAGCUGGCCCGGGACCUUGGGCUGUCCCCGCACCUGGUGGACUUCAUCUACCAGUACUGGAAGCUGAAAAGGAAGAGCAGCUUCAACAGGGCUCUGCUGCCCCCUAAAGAGGAGGAGGAGCAGCUGGUGCUCCAGCCGCAGGAGGACAGCAUCCACACCCGGAUGCGCAUGUUCAUGCACCUGAGGCAGGACCUAGAAAGGGUGAGGAACCUGUGUUACAUGGUGAGUCGGCGGGAGAAGCUGAAGCUGCUGCAGAGCAAAGCUCAGGAGCAAAUGUUCAACUUGCAUGUGAAGCUCACGAACCAGGAGAUUUCUGCAGGUCUUCCUGCUUCAUUCCCCUUGGAGAGUGUGCUGUCCCGGCCUCCUCCGAGGAUCACUCUGAAGCUGAAGAUGCCCAAAGCUCUGGGUGUUGGGAACGGACCGCUGUGCCCAGACAACAGCGGGAACGUGGGUGAGCACGGCGGUGAGGGGGUGGGCCAGGGGAAGCCUCAGCUGCACGGCCGCAGCAUCAGAGACGAGCGCUCCACCAGCCGAACGUCUUCGACCAGCGGUGCACCGCAGCACGUUAAACCAAGCGGGAAACCUCUGACGCUGCACGGCGCGCUUCACGGACAGCCUUCCAACAGCAAUGGCAGACUGGAGCGAGACCGAGCACGCCUGGCCAAAUCUAAUGGCGUGCUGGAGAAGGGCGCUGCUCAGAGGGACGGCUCAUGCCAGACGCCCGCUGACCGCAACACUGCAAACGAGAAGAGCGUCUUUCGCAAGUCCGCCAUGGAGCACUUUGGCCGCUCCUUCAAACAGGCCACAAUCAACCUGGUCCGGACCACCGAGGACCUGCGGGCAGACAAACUGUCCCGGAAGAGCGGUGCCAAGGAGAGGCUGUGGGCCAAACCAGCACCGGAGCACCGCUUGAAGAGUGCGCGAUCGUAUCAGGACAGCGACGGGUACUGCCCCGACGCUGAGCUCAGCGACUCUGAGCCAGAGGCCAAAGGUCAGUGCAGGCGGCCACUCGGGCUGCCGGACAUUCCGAGGAAAGGGAAACAGGCACCAGGCUCUAGGCACGCCAUGCAGAGGUGACGGCUGUGCAAACUGUGGGGCUGACGGUCCGCACGAGGACGCACGGUGAAGGCGAUCGGCUCGCUAAGUCCUAACAUACUGACCAUGUUUCCGGCCCCAGCAUCUCUUGGAGCGCACGUGCAGAAACAUACAUACGGCUCGGGGGUGGGAGGCGCUGUGGGGUGGGGGGGGGACCCUAGUGUAUUGUGUGCACACGGGCAUGUAAAUAUCACGUGACUCCCGCCCGUCAGCGCUGCACGUCUCCUUGUCUCUGCCUUCACACCGAGGUGCUGCAACUCUUUGUCUACCUUUCUGAAAACACGAAUGCCUUCUGUGUGCAGAAACACUCCACACGCUUUAGCUUCCAGAAACAGUUAGAAACAAUAGAAACACAUUCCAUGGUGCGACAGACACUGGACUGAGGUCUUCAAUCAUCAUGAUGAGCCUUUAUUAUAUCACAACCUUUAAUUGUGAAAGCGAGCUGCAGUUUUUGUUACGAGGUGCAAUUCUUGCUGCUCAGCCCAAAAAAAAUAGAAUAAAAAGUGGGCGUGCUCUUCUCCUUACUUCCUGUCGUGUACCUGCACUUCGUGCUCGAUGAUCGCGUCAGUUGAGCUCCAACUCCUCUGAACACUCAGUUUAUCAGUUUGUUUUUUGUUUUUGUAUAUCUUUGGCCCUCUGAAGUCACAGAGAGAGAAUAGAAACCCCGCCUACAAGCUGUUUGGAACAGCUAGAGGGGCAGCUAAUCAGAAGACGAUAACCUGGAGCAGUGGUAAACAGCUUGUUUCAGGUGGAAGGGCUGUUGGAGCUGAGAAUCACGCAAAGUUGCUGUCAUGGGGCGGAGUUUAAACCUCAGCUGUGAUCUGAAAAUCAGGAAAACGUGUUCAGAGCUCGACUGACGCGUUCGGGUGUAGAAACAGGGUAAAAGACAACAUCUGUGCUGCUUCCACAUGAUCUAACUGCCUCUCUUAGGGCAUCUCCACUUGUGUCACUACGAGCAGCCGAGAGGUUCGCUUUGAGGAUUAAACCAUCUUGGAGAGCGACUUCACUGCGAAUGCUUCAGUGUCAAUCAGGUUCAGUUAUAACGUUCAAAUGCAACCUCUGGUGAAUGUGCGUGUGGUCUUGAGUCGACGUUCUGACCUUCAGAUGUCUGCUUUUGGUUUAUUGCAGUAAUGAUAUUAGUCGGCGGUCUGAGUUGAGCUGCGUGCACACUGUCGCUCAGUUUUCGUGUCCUGUUUGCUGCCCACGAACCACUAAAGCUCGAGUGUCCGCAAACAUGGCCAAAACAGUGACAUCAUCUCCAGGACCAAAGCACCAGCAGCGUGACGCGGCGGUCGGAAGCUGGAGGCAAGCGCCAUAUUUGAAACGAGUCGGUUUCUUUUUUUGGGUUGAGCUGCAGAAACAGAACCCGUCAUGGGUUUGUCCUAUUUUUCUACAGAUGCUGAGUCAGUGCUUUUAUUUUAUACCUUCAUUUUUACCUCAUUUUUAUGCAGAUCCUUCCUCAUUUAACAGAAACCGUCUCUCGUGGCUCAGCGUGGUGUCUCCACACAGACCGCAGGCAUGGUCACAGGCUGUAAACGGGCCUGUCGGCUCAGCUGCGAGCAGAAGGUUGAAUCCUCGGCGGCUCCAAGCAGGUGGAGCGGCUGCAGGAAACACUACAUGAAGCCCAGAGUUAAACUUUGACCUCCAUCGCUCGCCAUUCUGAGCCUGUGUGUGAGAGUGAAGCUGUGCGCCCACCCACGGCGCUCCAACACUAACGUAUUCGCAAAGAUCUUUUUUUCAUGUUUUUUCCUCGUUUGGAAAAUCAUUUUUUAAUAAAGUCUAAAUGUUAAAGUC
Messenger RNA from Maylandia zebra (zebra mbuna), 5152 nucleotides. The record is from RefSeq and is a predicted model, not a curated record. Lineage: Eukaryota; Metazoa; Chordata; Actinopteri; Cichliformes; Cichlidae.